AUUUCGGUUUCCCUUGGUGCGCUUCCUCCCACUUUCAGCACUUCUCUUUUCAACAGAGGCGCAUCGCGCUUUUACGCACGACUCCAGUGACUGGGGAAAGCAGAGUGAAGUGCCAUGGAGACCUUUAAUGUAUGAACCACCGCUGCAAGAAGAUGAUCCUGCUGCCCGGUCUGCUGCUCCUUCUCUGGGGAGAACCAAGUCGGUGCCUGGAAGAGGAGAGAGUCUUUGAAUUUAAUGGGGCCCUCCGUCAGUUCGCUGUGGCCACCAACACGGUUUACAUCGCCACAGAGGAUGAGCUGUACCAGCUGAAACACGACCUGACUCUGAUCCAGAGUCUGGCCCAGAGAGGAACCUUGAGCGCAGCAUCACGAGUGGAAGACCAGAAGUUUUCCCGGGUUUCUGAAACGGAUAAGUGGAACGCAACUCUCAGUGUUAACAUUUUAUUGCCGUUUGUUGUGAAUGAAACUCUGAUCAGCUGCGGCGUGGUCGACAACGGCUGCGGUUACUGCGAGUUGUUGGACCUGAAGGACAUUUCAGCUGUGCUGUACAGGGAACACAUCCAGGUGGGGCCACCAUGGCGCAACAGCGCGUCCGUCGGCUUCCUGGUGAGUGUGGAGAAGUCAAGUAUCGAGACUUACAUUGUGGCGGCUUCACAGCAUCACAGUAACCCCCCAGAGACCAGCUGUUCGUCUGGGUCAGAUACAGUGAAGCUUCACAACACGAACGACAAGCAGAGAGGACUUAUAUUUACCCAUGUUGGCGAGUUCUCUCGCGUUGCGAUCAAUAGUGAAGACGACAUUAAUGUGGAGUUUGUGGAUGGUUUUCAGAUUGAUUUAAUCAUUUAUCUUUUUGCCAACCUGCCCUCAAAUGACAAAAGCAACAAAGUCCGUCUUAUUUGGCUUGAAGGCAAAGGCGGCAAAACCGCGACUCUUCAGUCGUUGCGGGGUGCUACUCUCAGUAUCUCUGAUGGCGGUAAAGACAGCAGACUCCUGGCUUCCUCGGCGAUCCCCGGUGGGCCGCCGGUGCUGUGGAGCGGCGUGUUCAGUGUGGACGGAGGACAAACCAACACCGAGCUGGUACUGUUUGACAUCAGCCCUGAUCUCACCGGAGACAACGAUGCAGAUCCGGAUUUCCACAGUGUUCCUCGCUCUAACAAAGGAAAACAGACGCCAAAGACUCUGAAGCCGAAGAAGGUGCUCUUCAAGCAGAACUACAUGACCUCUGUGCUGGCAGUGAGACAGAAAGGCUGGGUGGUUUUCUUCAUUGGGACAGGAGAUGGGCAGCUCAUUAAGCUUGCUGUGGACAAGAACUAUCACACCACCUGUCCCAUGGUACUCUACAGGGCCAAUGACGACCGCCGAGUGUUUCCCAAAAUACACCUGGAUCAAGUGGAUCGUAAAUAUGUUUAUGUGCCGUUUCAGAACCAGAUGAAGCGAGUGCCUGUGUCAAAGUGCAGCACAUAUACAAAUGUGCAGCACUGUUGGUCUGCACAGGAUCCAUACUGUGUGUGGUGCAGCUCUACAAGAAGUUGUACGUUUGAGGAUGACUGCCAAGACUCCAACUGGUUGUCCAUCCCUGAUGACUUUCAACAGAAAAUGGUCUCCUACAAACUUGUGAAGGACAGCACUGACCAGAUCACACUUACUAUCCAGACACAUCUGACUGUGGGCCAGGAUGCGCUGUCUAACUUUGCCUGUCGAUUCUUCCAAAAUUCUAGGGAGCUUUGUAGGAGGGACAGCCCCCCUCCACAGUUCCCUCAUUGCAAAUGCAUCCUUAUAAAUAACACACUUCCUGAUGAAGGCCUGCAUGUCAAAGUUACGAUUGGACUUGGGAUGACACAGUUGUUUAAACAACUCAAGAUAUCCAACUGUGCUGACAUCAAGGGGCCACCAACUGCUGCCCUAUGUCGGCAGUGUAUUGAGGCUGGGUGUCUGUGGAGCAAAAACAGCUGCUCCUGGGAAGAUCAAGGAGAGAGGAAGGACAGUGUUUGUCAAAUGAUGGAGUCAAGGAUGAACGUUUCUGGACCAGAGAUCUUCUCCAUCUCUCCUAGUGUUGUGUCUUUCUAUGGCAGAAACCAUGCGGUGCUGUCUGGUCGUAACCUUCAUAGUGUGACCAGAGUGAGGAUCCAAGGGGAUAUGGACUGUAAACCACAAGAAUUUAAUGUAUGGAGCAACACUGGUGUGAACCUGACAUUUCACAUCCCCCGUGCUGACAGUAAAGGUGUGGUCAAAGUGUGCGUUCUGCUUGCAGAUGGUAGUUGCCAUGGCAACGCUAAAAUCACCUACCGGUCAUCACCAUCUUGCACCUACAUUGCACCAAGCAGCACCUGGGCCAGUGGGAAAAGGAAGAUCACACUCGUGGGAUCUCACCUUGAGUUUGUUGAAGGCAUAAUACACAGCCCCGCCUUUCAGGAAGUCAGUCUUCCCAGAAACAACAACUAUCAGAAUCUCACUUACGACACACCUGCAAUGGGGACUGUUGAGAAUUUUAUAAGCAAUGUGUUUCUGAAAGUAGCCAAUGAAACGUUGAUCUGCCCCAUGACAAUAACUUACUAUCCAGAACCUGAGUUCACCAGCUUCGCAACCACAAGGACAGGAGAUGAUGUCCGCAUCAUCAUACAGAAAAUGGCAGACAAACUGGACAUGACAAUAGCCGAGUUGUCAGUGUGGGGCAUUCAGGAUGGAAAAAAAUACCCCUGCAUCAUGGUAGCCAAAGAAACCAGCGAUGGGACUGACUUCUUCACCUGUCGAAUUCAAAACAUGCCUUAUGCUAUGUUUCAGCAGUUAAUGAUUACAUAUGGUGACAAGACAGUUACACUCUGGCUGCCAGGUUUAUUACAUCGGCUCCUUCUGAUAAUCCGCAUUCUCUUGAUACCCUUUAUUCCUGUUGCGAUGGUGAUUAUCUGUCGAUGGCAAAAGAUCACUGCUAACCAUGCAGUGAAACGUCGCAAAGCUCAGCUCGCAGCUCAGGAUGCCUCAUCUUAAUUGUGUAGAUCCUCAAACCCCAUUUCCCCUCUUAAAGUAAAGUUCGCUGUCUGGUCUCAAAAUUAUGUAAAAGGGAAGCAAACUGAAAUAUGCAGUGAGUGUCUUCCCGUAGUGUUUAGAUUGGUGUAAGUGCCAUCAGAGUUUUCUUCCAACCUCCCCUUGAGAGAUCAGUGAGGUACGCUAGUUAUGUGUUUCUUUAUGUUAUGUAUAUAAUGCUUGAAUAUGCUAAUUUGUUAGCUCAUUUGAAUGUUAGUAACGUGACAGUGAGUGUGUUAAUCAGUGAGCCUUAGAGUUGCUGGUAAGCAGAUUUUGUUACUUUUUUGUUACAAGGAUAACUGUAUCUCUCUGUUUAGUCUUCAUGCUAAGCUGAGCUAACCAACCACUAUUUCUAACUUCAUAUUUACUGUACAGGAUUGAGAGUGGUGUCAGUCAUUUCAUCUAACUACCCUCCAGAAAGCAAAUAGUUUUUUCCCAUUUCCCAUAAUUAAAAGACAGUAUACAGGCAUGUGAAAAAAUUAGGACAUCUUAUGAAAUCCUGUGUAUUUUAAAAUAUAUUUGGACAUAUGGGUAGUUAAUGUCAAUUUUAAUUAAACUCAGGGAUCCAAGUAAUAUAACUAAACAAUAAAAAAAUAAGAAAAGCCUUUUUAAAACUUUCUGUAAAAUUUAAUUAAAAAAUAAUGCAAUUUCUGGUGAGGAAUAAAUUAGGACACCCCCUAUAUUAUCCCUCUUAAAAUGUUGAAAAUCCCAAACAGGUGCAUCACGUCAGGUGCACAUGAUUAGUACAUCGUUACCCAGCAUUUGAAUGGAGCCUUGCCCUAUUUAAACCUCAGAUUUAGUUUGGUGUGGCCCUGACAGUUGAGAUGUUGAGGUGAGCGCCAUGGUGAGGUCUAAAGAGCUUCCUGAUGCCCUCAGAAAGAAGAUUGUGGCCGCUUACGAGUCUGGUAAAGGAUUUAAAAAGAUUUCAAAAGAAUUUAACAUCAGCCAUUCCACCAUUCGCAAAAUUAUUUACAAGUGGAGGACAUUUAAAACAACUGCCACCAUGCCAAGAUCUGGCCGUCCGGGCAAGUUUACCCCCAGAGCAGAACGCAAGAUGCUCAAAGAGGUCCUGAAAAAUCCUAAAGUGUCAUCAAGGGAAUUACAGCAGGUUCUGGCAACUGUCGAUGUGAAAGUGCAUGACUCUACGAUCAGAAAGAGACUGCACAAGUGUGACUUGCAUGGGAGGUGUGCAAGGAAGAAACCUUUGCUCUCUAAAAAAAACCAUCAAGGCCAGACUGAAGUUUGCCAGAGAGAACAUAGACAAAGACCACGACUUCUGGAAUAAGGUUCUUUGGACAGAUGAGUCUAAAAUUGAAUUAUUUGGACACCAGAACAGAAGACAUGUUUGGCGUAAACCAAAUACAGCCUUCCAAGAAAAGAACCUCAUACCAACUGUAAAGCAUGGAGGGGGCAGUGUCAUGGUUUGGGGUUGCUUUGCUGCAGCAGGACCUGGCCAGCUCACCAUCAUAGAAUCUACCAUGAAUUCUACUGUGUAUCAGAGGGUGCUUGAAGAAAAUGUGAAACCAUCUGUCAAAAAAUUAAAGCUGAAGCGUAACUGGAUACUGCAACAAGACAAUGACCCAAAGCAUACCAGCAAAUCCACCAAGGACUGGCUAAAAAAGAAGAAGUGGAGAGUCCUGGAAUGGCCAAGUCAAAACCCUGAUCUUAAUCCCAUCGAAAUGCUGUGGGGUGACUUGAAACGGGCUGUACAUGCAAGACACCCCUCAAACAUCUCACAGCUAAAAGAAUUCUGCAUUGAGGAGUGGGCCAAACUUUCUCCUGAUCGAUGUCAGAGACUGGUAAAAGGCUACAAAAAGCGUCUCGUUGAAGUUAUAUCAGCCAAAGGGGGCAACACUAGCUAUUAGGGGGUAGGGUGUCCUAACUUUUUCCUCCAUUAAAAUACAUACUUUAUUUUUUUUCUUUUUUUGGAUUUGUCAAACAAUGUUCAUUUUUGUUGUUAAAUUGCAAUCAAAUCACUUUCUUUUUGAAAAAUACAUAUAAACAUGACUGGAUAUUGGUAUGUGAACCAUUUCUAAAUAAAGAGCUGAUUAUUUAAUGGGGUGUCCUAAUUUUCUCACAUGCCUGUAUUAAUGUGAAAAUUAAAAUUUGUUGGUUUUUAUGA
This is a messenger RNA of Scatophagus argus, 5142 nucleotides long. RefSeq names its product plexin-C1-like. The record is from RefSeq and is a predicted model, not a curated record. NCBI's taxonomy places the organism in Eukaryota, Metazoa, Chordata, Actinopteri, Scatophagidae. Gene Ontology annotation, molecular function: semaphorin receptor activity; protein binding. Gene Ontology annotation, biological process: regulation of GTPase activity; regulation of cell shape; positive regulation of axonogenesis. Bases 132 to 2984 code for a protein of 950 amino acids. Gene Ontology annotation, cellular component: semaphorin receptor complex. The transcript is spliced from 16 exons.